Messenger RNA from Spathaspora passalidarum NRRL Y-27907, 1584 nucleotides. RefSeq names its product Rta3p (gene RTA3). The coding region runs from base 525 to 1397 and encodes 290 amino acids. Gene Ontology annotation, cellular component: plasma membrane; fungal-type vacuole. Lineage: Eukaryota; Fungi; Ascomycota; Pichiomycetes; Serinales; Debaryomycetaceae. The transcript has a single exon. The record is from RefSeq and is a predicted model, not a curated record.
GCUCUCUAUAUUCCUCCCAAGCCAUGUCGUUAACACUUCCAAGUUGGACGCCUACCACAACUGCCACCUCUACUACAUUGACAAGCAUUGCAACCGACUAUGUGCCCGCAUUAGAAUCAAGUUUAAGCGCAGCAAUAAAUACGAUUACUAAGACAAAUUUAAAACGUAAGGAUUUUGUCACUGCUUCUAGAGUCAUCAGGGGUGCUCAAGCUUCAUUGGCUGCUAUCCUGGGAGAACAAGUCUUGGCUACUGCCACUGCAGAUUCUGUCAAGGCAGAAGCAACCCAGGUCAUUUGGGACGCUACUGAGAAUUUAAAUGCAUUGUUCUGGGAAGAAAACGUUUAUGAUAUUGUCAGUUUAAGCAGACCAGCAAACAUUAUUUUCUUGGUAAUUUUUUCAAUCACAUUCUUAUACACUUUACUUAUGUUAAUAAAAUCAAGAUAUCAUUGGUAUAACGUCGCUUUCACAUGUGGGUUAGCAUUAGAAUUCCUUGGGUUCUUGGGAAGAGUGUUAUCAUUCAGUGACAUGACCAAUGACAAUUAUUUCUUACUUCAAUUGAUUUGUUUGACAUUGGCUCCUGCAUUCUUGAUGGGUGGUAUUUAUUUCCUUUUCGGCCAGUUGGUGGUUAUCCACGGUAGACAAUACUCUUGGCUUAAACCAUUACACUAUUCGUAUAUUUUCAUUGGAUGUGAUGUAUUGUCUUUGGUGAUUCAAGCUGCCGGUGGUGGCCAAGCAAGUAUUGCUUCUCAAAACUAUCAAGAUGCUGAUCCAGGUACAUAUACCAUGAUUGCCGGUAUUGCAUUCCAAGUGUUUGCCAUGUCGAUCUUUUUAAUCUUUUGGUUCACGUUCUGGUUUAAAGUAUAUUUCAAGAUUGACACAACUGGCAACGAAGACAAGAACUUGGGAUACGGCAACAAGUAUCAAAAGAAGUCAUUGUUAAACUACAUCAAAUUAGCUCUCAAUGGUAAGAAUGCUGACGAGUACAAGAGAACCGUAUUGGAUCCAAAUUAUAAUGAAAAAUACUCUUCAAUUAGACUGAGACCACUUUAUAACUACUACAUGCUUGCCAUUUCAAUUGCUGUCAUUGCCAUUUAUAUCAGAUGUGUGUACAGAGUUGUUGAAUUAGCACAAGGGUUCAGUGGAUAUUUGAUUACUCAUGAAGCCUUCGUUAUGACUUUGGAUGCUACCAUGAUUGCCAUUGCUGCUAUUAUAUUUGUUCCAUUCCAUCCACAAAUAGUAAUGGGUGCAAGUAAUGUGAUCAGAUUGAAGUCUAUUUCCAACAAUCACGAUGAGAAAGAUGUGGGCGAUGAAAUAACUUAUGCUGCAGCUGAAGAUAACGCAGAUGGUAAAGGCGCAUCAGAUACUAUUCAAAAAGAAUUUGAGUAUGAAUCUGUAUAAAUGUCACUAGUUACUGUACAUAUAUUCCUUAUUUUUUUGGAAAUGCAAUAUAUUGUUUAAUUUUGCAAUCGCAGUUACUUGACCCAACUUGGGCAAGAAGUAACGAAAUGCUUUUUUGUACAUUUAUGCGGUGUAUUGUUUGUAGAACAAUGGAGAAGCUUAAAAUUUACGAAAGGUUGGUCCAUGU